This is a messenger RNA of Cannabis sativa, 3387 nucleotides long. RefSeq names its product auxin response factor 3. The transcript is spliced from 12 exons. Gene Ontology annotation, molecular function: DNA binding. Gene Ontology annotation, biological process: regulation of DNA-templated transcription; response to hormone. Gene Ontology annotation, cellular component: nucleus. The coding region runs from base 637 to 2889 and encodes 750 amino acids. The record is from RefSeq and is a predicted model, not a curated record. Lineage: Eukaryota; Viridiplantae; Streptophyta; Magnoliopsida; Rosales; Cannabaceae.
UCUCAGUAGUCUUCACAGCACAGUACAGGUCCAACACAGUCUUAUACUUUCUCUUUUACUUUCUUUCUCUUUUCUGGCACACAACACAUCACACCCCAGCAGCAGUUGCAGCAUUGCAGUAGCUGCAGCACUGCUAUGCUGCACCCUCUCACACUCCCAAAAUAUAAUUAAAUUAUGAGAAAUAAUCAUAUUAUUAUUGUACUACAUCUCACUCACUCAUUCACUCAAUCGAAUUGAAUUUCCUUAUUUUAUUUUUCUUUCGGCUCUUUGUAAAACCCCAAUCCGACCCACUCAAACAAAAUUUCAUUUUUACUUGUUGGUUUCUUUUUAAAAAGCUUCCCUUGAUUGAUUUGAUACCAAAAAGCCAUUUUCUUUCAUCUUGGUCUAAUAAAUUAAAAAAAAAAAACAUCUCUCUCUCUCCCAUGUACAUACUAUGACUUUAUUAUAUGAAAAAAAAAAGAGGAGAUGUUAACUUCAACUCCCUCUAAAAUGCAGAAGAUACUUCUCUCUCUGGAUUGGCUACUACUGGGAGUGUGUUAAGUGUUUGAAGAAGAACAAUAAGAAGAGGAAGUAGUAACUAAGUAACUUAGAAAGUACCAUUGUGUUCAGUUAGGGUUUUUUUCGUUUGGAUUCGAUAUGGCGGGUCCGGGUCCGGGUCUGAUUCUGAUCGAUCUCAACACUACCGAGGAGGAUGAAACGCCGUCGUCUGGUUCGACGGCUUCUACGUCCUCUGCUUCUGCAUAUAUAACAAAUACAACGGCUUCGGCUUCGGCUUCUUCAUCGCCUUCUUCAUCUUCUUCUUCCUCAGUGUGCUUGGAGCUAUGGCACGCCUGCGCUGGCCCACUCAUUUCCCUCCCCAAGAAAGGGACCGUCGUAGUUUACUUCCCUCAGGGCCACUUGGAACAGCUCUCUGACUUCCCGGCGUCUCUCUGUGAUUUCCCACCCCACCUCUUCUGCCGCGUUUCGGACGUCAAGCUCCAUGCCGAGGAAGGCACUGAUGAGGUCUACGCACAGGUGUCUCUUUUUCCUGAAAGCGAGAAACUGCGAGAUGGGGAAUUUGAUGCUGAUGGCGAUGAGGAAGAUAUUGAAGCAGUCGUUAAGUCCACAACGCCCCACAUGUUCUGUAAGACCCUUACGGCUUCAGAUACCAGUACUCAUGGAGGUUUCUCUGUUCCUCGUCGAGCUGCUGAGGAUUGCUUUCCUCCACUGGAUUAUAAUCAACAAAGGCCUUCACAAGAGCUAGUUGCAAAGGAUCUCCAUGGCCUGGAAUGGAGGUUUCGCCAUAUCUAUAGAGGGCAACCGCGAAGGCACUUGCUCACAACGGGAUGGAGUGCUUUUGUUAACAAGAAGAAGCUUGUUUCCGGUGAUGCUGUGCUCUUUCUUAGGGGUGAUGACGGAGAACUGAGAUUAGGAAUUCGAAGGGCUGCUCAGGUCAAAGGUUGCGGUAGUUUUCCAACUAUGUUUAGUCAACAACUGAAUUAUAGCUCUAUGAAAGAUGUAGUUAGUGCUAUGUCUACGAGGAGUGCUUUCAACCUCUACUAUAAUCCAAGGGCAAGCUCGUCAGCAUUUAUCAUACCUGUCCGUAAAUUCUUGAGAAGCCUUGAUCAUCCAUUUUCUGUUGGCAUGAGGUUUAAGAUGCGUUUUGAAACAGAAGAUGCAGCAGAGCGAAGAUACACGGGACUAGUAACUGGGAUUGGGGAUAUGGAUCCUGUUAGAUGGCCUGGUUCAAAGUGGAGAUGCCUAGCUGUUAGGUGGGAUGAUAUUGACUCGAAUAGGCAUGGCAGAGUUUCUCCAUGGGAAAUUGAGCCAUCUGGUUCUGUUUCUAGUUCCACUGGCAUGAUGGCACCAGGUCUGAAGAGAACCAGGAUUGGAUUGUCUUCGGGGAAAGCAGAAUUUCCAGUUCCAAAUGGAAUUGGUGCAUCAGACUUCGGGGAGCCAUUGAGGUUCCAGAAGGUCUUGCAAGGUCAAGAAAUUUUGGGUUUUGAUACUCCUUUCGAUGGCGUGGGUGCUCAAUGUCAACAUCCAUCUGAGAGGAGGGGCUUUCCUAGUUUAAACAGUUCUGGGAUUGCUGUAAUGGGUAAUAAUAGUGUUAGACACAUGCGUGUGAAUUCUGACAAUAUUACCCCUGCUCGCAUGGGCUUUGGUGAAUCAUUCCGAUUCCAUAAGGUCUUGCAAGGUCAAGAAAUACAUCCAACCUCACCAUGUGGAAGAGCCCCAGCUACUCAUGAGGAAAGUGAGUACAGUGGCUUUGAAUUCAUGGAUCGUGUUCAGGUGCCAAGCUCUAGAAGUGCAUGGUCAAACGUUAUGCAGAAUAAUACAACACUUGGUCGCACAUCUGCCAAAUCUAUACAAGUAUCUUCACCCUCUUCCGUUUUAAUGUUUCAGCAAGCAAUCAAUCCACUUUCAACUUUCAAUGCCAUUCAAAAUAGUCAUAAUCAGGAGGAGCAGAGAGCUACAAAGCGAAGCUUGUGCACUGCUGAAUCUACUAAUGUUGGAAAUUUAAUGCCAUUCCCGUUGUCUGAUCGUGGCUUCAAUGGUGAAUAUCAUGGGGGAACAAAGUCUGUGUAUCACUCUUCUGAUCGGAAUCCUCAUGGAAUUUCAUGCCCUCUUACAACUCUUCCUGACUUUAGGAGCAGUCAAGAUGUAGUUUCAUCAUGCAAAAGUAGCUGUAGACUUUUUGGUUUCUCAUUGACUGAGGAAAAACAUCUUCCAAGUGAGAAAGGCUCUCCAGUUUCCUCUUCGUUGAAUCCUGGAGUUCCUUUGUUUCCUGAUGUUGGAGGGCAGUUUCAUACAAAACCUCCUUUGAUGACUAAAGCAGUCCGAAGCAAUUGUACCAAAGUAAGCGACCUCUACACUGUCAAAGAUAUGCUUUUCGAUAUUGCGUUGUAGUAGAAAUCUACUGCAUGAUAACGAACUACAGCUUUACAAGUGACAGAGUGUUAAAGAGAGGACCAUUUGAACAUCUAAUUUGCAUGUUCCAAGUGUAUUAUAUAGGAAUGGAUUUUGACUAGUCUAGAGAAAGGUUGGAGUAUUGUUUGGAAGGAUGGCAAGGAUGAUACACAGGGCUCAUCAGACAAAGAUAUAUGGCAGACUUAGGUGGUGCAAUCCAGAAUUAUGAUAUGAUUAAAAGAUGUUACCUUGGGUACCUGACGCUGUCUGUAGUUUGAUCAGAUUGUGUGUGUGUGCACUUAAAUUAAUUUAGGUUUGAAACAAAAAAUUGUAAUUAUACUCCAAGUAACCUGACAGUAACUUUUUUUUUCUUUCUUUUAAGACUUAAGCUAUGAUAAGAACUAGCUCUUAUGUAAUAUCAGGUCCCUAGUGAUUGUCCUUGUUUGCAAGAGGGUCUGUUUUCAACUUAUCUCAAUGCCAUUCAUUCUUUUGAAAUUA